Candidula unifasciata is the source of this 819-nucleotide messenger RNA. The record is from the annotation of a GenBank genome assembly. Lineage: Eukaryota; Metazoa; Mollusca; Gastropoda; Stylommatophora; Geomitridae.
AUGGCGGAUCAAUUCAACGACAAAGUGGCUAUUGUAACAGGAUCUAGUGCUGGUUUGGGUGAAGCCAUAGCUCUCAUGUUUGCUUCUAGAGGUGCUAAGGUCACUCUGUGUGGCCGUGAUCAAGACAGGCUGAAGUCAGUGCUGGACAAAGCCGUGAAGGUCAGUGGUGGUCAUCAAGAUAGAUUACUUACCGUUGCCGGGGAUUUGAAUGACGCGAACGUUCGGAAUCAAAUAAUUGAACAAACGGUGAACAAGUUUGGACGGCUGGACAUUCUUGUGGCUAACGCUGGUAUUGCUGGCGAUUAUCGCCCAUUUGCGAAUGAAACUGACGAAAACUACAACAACGUGUUCGACACCAACUUAAAAUCAGUAUUUUUUCUGAUCCAAAAAGCUGUGCCGCAUCUGGAGAAGACCAGAGGAAAUAUUGUUAGCAUCUCUUCUAUUGCUUCCCUUAUGGUCAUUCCAUCAAUUCCUACGUACUCGAUGUCAAAAGCAGCUCUCGAUCAUCUCACCCGUUGCUUGGCCGUAGACUUGGGGUCUAAAGGUAUCCGCGUGAACACUGUCAACCCAGGAUAUUUCCCAACACUUAUCCUCCGGCAUUUGGGAGAUCCUGAAGAAGUUGCAAAAGAAAUUGCGCAAACAGAGAGAGGACAAACACCGCUGAAAGACAGAGUUGGAGUUUCUGAAGAUGUGGCUGAGGCGGUAGUCUUCUUGGCGUCGGAUGCAGCAGGGUUUAUCACUGGAGAACUGAUCAGAGUUGACGGUGGAAGGAGUUACGCAGGGAAAAUGACAACUUAUUCACCAAAGAGUAAAAAGUAA